CGUCGUAAUCAACUAAUGAGAUUAGGCUUGGAUUACUAGUUCUGAAGUCCAAUUUGCAGACUACUUUUGACUGAUUCAGACGUUGAAUUAAGCUGCUUCUGAGAUGCUUGGGCGGUGAAGAAGAAGACGAAGGGCAAAGUCUUCUCACUCGCCACUCGUCAGCAAAUAACAACUCGAUAUAAAAACACUUGUGCCCCUUUGAGAGGUAGGCAGCGGAGGCGCUUUGCGGAUCCUUGAAGUCAUCAUCUGGUUUUUGUCUAUCUAAUACAACUACCCUAGGUUUCCUCUUCGCUGCUCCGAUCUAUAGUCAGCCGACUCCCGAAACAUUACUUGUACGGCGAACCAGGAGAAAGGGACGUGGUGACCCUUUUAUCUGGAUAUAGCUUUUUGAAGUUCCAAUGGGAAAUUGCUUUCGAACUGGUCGAAAAUAUUCUAAUAAGGAUUCCAAGCUUAAUUUCAGUGGCGGAAACGUACAUGUUGUAGAUAGCCAAGAAGACUGGGAUGAGAAAAUCUUAGAAGCAAAUAAAGAUGGCAAAAUAGUUGUCGCAAAUUUCAGUGCUGCGUGGUGUGGGCCUUGCAGGUUAAUUACUGCCUUCUACACAGAGCUUUCUCUGAAGUAUCCUCAAUUAGUUUUCCUGACAGUUGACGUGGAUGAGUUAAUGGAUCUGAGUACAUCCUUCGAUAUUCAUGCAACUCCGACAUUCUUUUUCCUGAAAGAUGGGCAACAAAUAGACAGACUCGUGGGUGCCAACAAACCUGAACUCGCUAAAAAAGUGCUCGCAUUGGCAGAAUCAAGUCAGUCUUUUAACCCAACUAAAUGAUUCUACCUACUGAAGAGCUGUUUCAUAAUAGAUAUAAAGAGUAAAGUGUCAAAAUGGUCCCCUGACUAUUUACAUGUGACCAUUUUAGUCCUAAAGUUUAUAAAAAUGUCGAAUUAGUCCCCACACCCUUUAAAUAUGAAUUGAAAUAUUCCCUAGGAAGGAUUAUAUUAGCCCCCCCUUAAAAAGUUUACAACUAAAUUGAUAUUUUUAUAAACUGUGAGGCUCGAAUAACACCCCCUCAAUGAGCCAAGGACCAUUUUGCCGCUUUUCUCUGGAUGUAAAUCACUUCUCAUUACAGGAAAUUGAGUUGCGUUGCGCAUUCCUCUUGUAUUUUUGUUAUGGAUUUUGAAUUUAGGUGCACUUGAACUGGAAAGUAAAACAUGGCAUUGUGGUAGAAAUGGUAUAUAAUUUUUAGGGAAAUGUACGUACAUGCUACACAAUUUUUAUGUAUUUAUCAGACACUUAUAAGUUUGGUGUCAUAAAUCCACGCAUGAAAAUGUGAAUUUCACUUCUAAAAAGUUGGUGGCUAUGCUAUUUUUGAUGCGGCGGUAAAGAUUUGAGUGGUAUGAAUGUAAAUAUGAAUGUUUAAGUGUUAGAUAUGUGAAUACAUAAGAAUUGUGUUGUGUGUAUGUAAAUACCAUAGU
This is a messenger RNA of Phalaenopsis equestris, 1465 nucleotides long. Its product is annotated as thioredoxin H4-1. The record is from RefSeq and is a predicted model, not a curated record. Lineage: Eukaryota; Viridiplantae; Streptophyta; Magnoliopsida; Asparagales; Orchidaceae. The transcript has 5 exons. The coding region runs from base 399 to 821 and encodes 140 amino acids.